GUUGUACAAUUGCUUUUUUUUGUAAAUUUUAGUUCAAUCAAACAAGUGAAAAACAACCACAAUAUCAUUUAUUAUUAUUAUUAUUAUUAUUAUUAUUAUUAUUAUUAUUAUUAUUAUUAUUAUUAUUGUUGUUGUUGUUGUUGUUGUUGUUGUUGUUCACAUUCAGGUAAGGUGUCUUUAGCUGCUUUUUUGACAAGAAAUUGCUUUUAUUAAAGAGGUUGUUUUUAUUAAAAAACAUGCCGUUAUUAAAUCUUAUUUGAAAUAAAAUCAAAUACAGAAAUACAACCAGAUAUAUAUUUAUAUCAGUGUUAUAACAGCAUGGGGUGCUUUUGAAUGUUGUGUCGGGCAGCAGGGGGCCUAGAUUCCAGGGGAAAAAAAAAAAAGAAGAAAAAAAGAGACAACUUUAGACUACACUGAGUCUCUCUGAUAAGAUUCUGCUGUCUUGUUUAUCAGAACAACAGUGUUUCAGCAACUCAAGCAGCAGAGAGAUAAACUGAAACAAUAUCGGAAGAAAAUCACAUUACAGUUGGAGCGAGAGAGACGUCUGGCCAAACAGCUCCUGAAGGAUGGCAAGAGAGAGUAAGACAUUUCACAUUACAGGCCAUUGGUUAUGUCUGCCGUCAUGCAUUACACAGGGCAUUUAUAGUGCUGAUUUGAUACCAUCUGUAUUGAUUUUGGCUGUGUGGAUUUACUAAUAUGUGUGAUUCAUGAGUCAUUUUUACAGACGAGCGCUUCUGCUGCUCAAGAAGAAACGCUACCAAGACCAGCUUCUGGACAAGACUGACAUCCAGAUAGACAACCUGGAGCGCUUGGUUCAAGACAUCGAAUUUGCUCAGAUUGAAAUAAAGGUCAUCGAAAGUUUGAAGGAUGGAAAUGACUGUCUUAAGCAAAUGCAUGAGGUCAUGUCACUGGAGGAGGUGGAGAAAAUCCUAGAGGACACAAAGGAGGCCAUUGAAUAUCAGAAGCAAAUAGAUGAUCUCCUGGCGGGCUGUCUGAAAGAGGAGGAUGAGGACGCUGUGCUAGCAGAGCUGGAGACCCUCACCCAGGGUGAAGACACAGCACUUUCAGAAUUACCCACUGAUCCACAGCCAGCAGCACCUGAGGGAGGGACAGAAAUCAAGACGGAGCGAGAGAUGCUGGUAGCGUAACGUCUGAUCCUACAACCUGGAUCAUCGCUUUGUGUUUAAUCAAAGGAAGAGCUCAGGGAAUUAAAUUGGCAGAAAAAAAGGCUUUCAUAGGGUAUUUUAUAGGCUCUCUAGAAAAUCUGGAGAAUUUUGAAAUAUAAAGGUUUGCAUUCUUGUUUACCAGGCUUGAAAAAGCAAUACAAAGGCAUUAAAGUUUAUUUAUUG
This is a messenger RNA of Danio rerio (zebrafish), 1349 nucleotides long. The record is from RefSeq and is a predicted model, not a curated record. NCBI's taxonomy places the organism in Eukaryota, Metazoa, Chordata, Actinopteri, Cypriniformes, Danionidae.